AUGGCCGCGCCGGGGGGCGGCGAGGGGCCCGCGCCGGGCCGGGGGGGCCGCGGGCUGCAGGGCGCCAUGAGGACGGCCAGCGGGGCCCUGGGCAUGGACAGCGCCGGGCGGACACGGGAGGCCUACAUGGAGUACCUGAAGAGCAUCACCCUCAUCAUGCAGGCCCUGCAGGAGGAGGCGGUGGGGACAGAGAGCAGUGAGGGGGUCACACCUGACACCCCGAAGUUGCUGAAGCUGGCAGAGCAGUGCCUGGAGAGGGUCAAAUCUAUUGCAGUGGUGCUGGGGAAAGCCCAGGUGAAACCGGCUGUGCAGGAGCGGGGAGGGGGCCCUGCCCCCCUGCCCAGGCACCGCCGGGUCUGCUCAGACGAGGGGGGGAAGCUCUCGCCCUUCCUGCCCCCGGAGAUCUUCCAGAAGCUGCAGAUUGCAGAGGCACAGAGCGCUCGGAAGGAGCUGACCCCGCUGGAAGAGGCCUCUCUGCAGAACCAGAAGCUGAAGGCGGCCUAUGAGGCACGGGUGGCACGGCUGAACCCCAGCCAGGCCCUGCAGAAAACAUCCCUGACACUGUCCCUGCAGCGGCAGAUGAUGGAGAACCUGGUGAUUGCCAAGGCCCGGGAGGAGACUCUGCAGCGCAAGAUGGAGGAGCGGCGGCUGAGGCUGCAGGAGGCGGCAAACCGGAGGUUCUCCAGCAAUGUGGCCCUCACCCCUGAGGAGCAGGAGCAGCGAGAGCUCUAUGCUGCCAUCCUCGAAUACGAGCAGGACCAUGACUGGCCCAGGCAGUGGAAGGCCCAGCUGAAGCGGAGCCCGGCGGAUCUCUCCGUGGUGUCAGGGCUCUUCUCCUGCCUCCUCAGCUCCCCCGAGCACCCGAUCUCGCAGCUCCUGCGGCGGCUGCAGUGCACGGUGUACGCCCGCCUGUACCCUGCUGUCAGCCAGGGCCCUGCUGACACCUCCCCCGCCUCCCCCUCGGGCCUCUCCUUCCUGUCACUGGAUGUGGGGGGCGCAGGGGGCUCCUCCCUGCCUACUGAGCCAGGGGGUCGCCGGCUCCGCGCCUCCCGCAGCCUGCACUGCAUGUUCUCGGUGCCUGAGCACGGCCCGGCCGCGCUGCGGCACAGCCAGUCCAGCACCCCCCUUGCUGAUGCUGGCACCCUGGGGCCCGCAGGGGCCCCCCAGACCCCCCGGGAGAGCUCCUUUGAGGACCUGGAGCGGUUCCUGGCAUCCCCCGAGGGCUGGGCCCCCACAGAGCCCCCAGCUGGCCCUGGACAGGACACGGUGCUGCCAGAGCUGCUGAAGGGCGUUGUGAGGGACAUCCACAACGCCAUUGACAGGCUGCUGGCCCUGACCCUGCUGGCCUUUGAGGGGCUCAGUACCACCGCUGGCAAGGACCAGUGCCUGGCCUGCCUGGAGGAGGCCUUCUUUCCCCCGCUCUGGGCCCCGCUCCUGGCCCUCUACAGGGCUGUGCACCGGCCCCGUGAGGCAGCCCUGGCACUCAGCAUGGAGCGGCACCGGCAUGCCAGCCCUGCCGACAUGGGGCUGGCCUCCCGCCUCUUCCCCACGGCCCCUGGCUGCCCCCCCUACGCCUCUGCAGUGCAGGACCUACGGCUCAUCCCACUGGAGACCUGUCCCCGCAGGAAGCUGGAGUGCAUUGUGCGAGCCCUGCGUGGCAUCUGCGAAUGUGCCGAGGAGUACUGUGGUGCCCGGGACACCCGGACCCCUGCCUCAGCCGCCAUUGGGGCAGACGACCUGCUGCCCAUCCUGUCCUAUGUGGUGCUGCAGACGGGGCUGCCCCAGUUGCUCUCCGAGUGUGCUGCCCUGGAGGAGUUCAUCCACGAGGGGUACCUGAUCGGGGAGGAGGGGUACUGCCUGACGUCCCUGCAGAGCGCCCUGUCGUACGUGGAGUCCCUGCAGUGACGAGGGGGCAGCGGGGGACCCCCGACACCGCCGGGCAGGAUGUGUGCGGGCUCGGCGAUGCGGCAGGAGCAUAGGCAGGAGUACGGGCAGGAGUUCCGGCAGGAGUUCCACCAGGAGUACCGGCGGUGCCUGGAGCAGGAAUUCGGC
Chiroxiphia lanceolata (lance-tailed manakin) is the source of this 2052-nucleotide messenger RNA. It is a transcript of the gene VPS9D1, whose product is annotated as VPS9 domain containing 1. Gene Ontology annotation, cellular component: cytosol; endocytic vesicle. NCBI's taxonomy places the organism in Eukaryota, Metazoa, Chordata, Aves, Passeriformes, Pipridae. The record is from RefSeq and is a predicted model, not a curated record. Gene Ontology annotation, biological process: vesicle-mediated transport. Gene Ontology annotation, molecular function: small GTPase binding; guanyl-nucleotide exchange factor activity.